AUGACAGCUCUGAACACCCCGCCUCCGGGCUCCGGCUCCGGCUCCGGGCCGGGGCUAUCCGCAACGUUCUCAACUCCGGGUCUUCCACCGGAUUAUCGCGAUGCGCUUGAGCUUGGUCUACAAGGAUAUGUGGCACCCGGUAUCGAAGAGGCUUACCAUAUCCAUGCUAUACACAAUAGCGCUACUAUCGCGACACCAGCAGCCCUUGGUCAAUUUGGUAUACUUGCACCGAUAGCAGUGUCGGUGCCUGUUGUGGAAACACCAGCCGAUAGGAUAUUCAGUGUGCAGAACAAUGCUCACACACAGGAGAUUAGAAGAUCAGGUGGCCACUUGAGCAGUAAGAUUAUUGUUGAUCCCCCAGAUCUGGAGAUGUGGCGGAAUAAGCUAUUCAACGUGGACGAGACGAUUGUUCUUACACAUGAAGAGUUCGAGACAUAUUUUCCUCAUGUAGACAAUGUCUACUCCCAUCGUUCGACCCAGCGUUAUAAGCGCAAGCCUUUCAUCUCACACUACUGGGACUGUCGUAUGAAAGGCCGCCCUCCGGGAACCCCCAAAUCUGAUGACCCUAACAAGAAGAAACGGAAGAGAAAUGUUCGCCAGCGCGAUUUAUGUGAUGUCAAGAUAAAAAUUACAGAGUACUUCCCGGGGGCUCGACUGGACCUUGAUAACAGCAGUGGUCUUGACGCAUGUCUGGCAGGGCAGCGAUUGUGGACGAUACAGAGAGUCAAUGGCAAUGGAGGUAAUGGAAAGGGAGACGGUGUAGCUGGGCCACAUAGGCAUACGCUUGAGAGGAGUGACGAGAUAAAGAAGAAUAGUGUGCAGAGGUAUUUGGCAAACAAAGGGGGCGCGAAAUGGGACAAGGAGAAGGCCCAGGUAAGCCAUAUCCAUGAUGCCAAUUCUGAAGAAAAGGAGUUUAUAAUACGGAGAAUUCUUAAAAAGGCCCUUCUGAAAGCCACAGGAGCUGCACUACUCACAGCUAGAAAACACGCGAAGGAGAGCGAAUUCAAGCUCUACGCAGUAUGUUUCUGCCCAUUCUCUCAACGUAUUUGGAUCGCUCUGGAAGCAAAAGGCAUGCCCUACCAGUACUGCGAAACAGAUGCCUUCCGUCACCCAACCCAGCCCCUCCUGGCUAACCUUCAUGGCGAUGUGCCCGCCAUAGUACAUAGCGGCUGGUCAUGUUCGAAUAGUGCUGUCAUACUAGAAUAUCUUGAAGAUCUCGGUCAAGGAACACCGAUGCUUCCGGUAGAUUCAAGAUUAAAAGCCAAUUGCCGUUUCUGGAUUGACCAUAUCAACCGUCAUAUCGUCCCAAACUUCUUCAAACUCCUCCAACAUCAAGACCCAGCUCUUGGAGAUGAAGCAGGGAUUAGUUUACAGGGCAGUAUAGAUACUCUUGUCAAAGCUGCAGACAAAAAGGUAGUUGAUCCUGAGCUCUGGGGUCCGUUUUUUCUCGGACGAAGCAUGUCUCUGGUCGAUAUACAUCUAGCACCUUUUGCUCUUCGAUUCUCUAGAACCCUGGCCCCAGCGAGUAUACCGUCUUCCCCACCUGGAUCGCGCUGGGCGCGAUGGCUGGAUGCCAUCGAGGGAGAUAAGAGCGUGCGAGCCACAACAAGCAACCACAUGCUAUACAGUGAGACAUUAGAUGCCUUGAUGGAACAAUAUGGGCGCCAUCAAGUUGAAGCCCCUAACAAUGCCUGA
This is a messenger RNA of Fusarium fujikuroi IMI 58289, 1695 nucleotides long. RefSeq names its product related to glutathione transferase omega 1. Gene Ontology annotation, cellular component: cytoplasm. Lineage: Eukaryota; Fungi; Ascomycota; Sordariomycetes; Hypocreales; Nectriaceae. The record is from RefSeq and is a predicted model, not a curated record. Bases 1 to 1695 code for a protein of 564 amino acids. The transcript has 6 exons.